This is a messenger RNA of Oryza brachyantha (malo sina), 3920 nucleotides long. Its product is annotated as pentatricopeptide repeat-containing protein At4g13650-like. NCBI's taxonomy places the organism in Eukaryota, Viridiplantae, Streptophyta, Magnoliopsida, Poales, Poaceae. Gene Ontology annotation, molecular function: RNA binding; protein binding. The transcript is spliced from 5 exons. The coding region runs from base 210 to 2219 and encodes 669 amino acids. Gene Ontology annotation, biological process: RNA modification. The record is from RefSeq and is a predicted model, not a curated record.
UUGCCUGUUCUGACGCCGCCGGGGCGCCAAGCCAAUGCCUCUUCUUCCCAACCUCCGGUGGCGGCUGGCGGCUGGCGGCGGCGGCGGCCUCCUUAGCCCGCCGCAUUGCCCAGCGUCAGGCGCUAGGAAUUGCCGUAACUCCACACGCGGCGACGGGAUUGUGAGUUGAGAGGCCAGGGGCGCGUGCGGCGUGCCGAUGCCAGGCACCCAUGACGCACGACCACCUCGCCGCCCUCCUCCUCCGCGGCGGCGGCGGCGGCCACCCGCGCGCCGUACACGGUGCCGCCGUAAAGCUCGGCUGCCUCGCCUCCGCCUACCUCUGCAACAACCUCCUCCUCUCGUACCAGGCCCGCGGCCUCCUUGCGGACGCCCGGGCCCUGUUCGAUGAAAUGCCCCGCCGCAACGUCGUCUCCUGGUCCGUUCUCAUCUCCGCCUCAUCACGCCUCGGUAUCCUCGGGGAGGCUCUCUCCCUGUUCGCCGGCAUGCUUCGUGGUGGGGAGCACGACCGCCCCAACUCGUUCGCGGUCGCUGCUCUGCUCGCGGGGUCUGCCCGCGCCAGGGGAGCUGUCGCGGGCGAGCAAGUGCAUGCCUCCGCGGUCAAGCUUGGUGUCGCCGACGACGAGAGUGUUGCGGGGGCGCUGGUCGACAUGUACGCCAAGUGUUGCCGCGUGGGCUCGUCGUGGCAGGCGUUCCUGCUCACGCCGCAUAGGAGCGUUAUGACCUGGACAAGCAUGAUGGCUUGCCUUGUCAAUCACGGAGCUCCAGGGUCCCGUGACACAGCUACCUUCCUAUUCAAGAAGAUGCUGAGUUUGAAGGUUUGGCCAACAAAUGCUACUUUUUCUUGCAUUCUGAAGGUGUUUGAUGUGCCCGAGUUGCUCCCCAGCGGAAAGCAGGUUCAUGGCUGCUUGGUGAAGAUGGGGACUGAGGUGGACCCUGCUUUAGGAACUGCUCUUAUGACGAUGUACAGUAGAUGUGGUGGAAUGGAUGAGAUAACUAGGUUGGCUUGCCGGAUAAGGCACGAUGUAUGCUCCAGGACUUCGCUGCUUGUAGCCUAUGCACGCAACGGUUGCAAUAUGGAGGCGGCUGGAGUUUUUCGGGACAUGUUGAUGAGUAAUAUGCCUAUUGACCAAUCGGCUAUAACUAGCCUGCUGCAGAUUUGUUCAUCACUAGGACAACUGAGAGUGGUCAAGGAGGUCCAUUGCUAUGCUCUAAAGAAUUUUUGUAAGUUGGAUACGUUACUUUUGAAUGCUAUCAUCACUGUUUAUGGCAGAUGUGGCGAUAUAAUGAGUGCAGAGAUUGCAUUUAAUACAUUGGAAAAUAAGGACACCAUAUCAUGGACAGCAUUAUUAACUUGCUAUGUGCAGAAUGAUUUUUCUCAAGAUGCACUAUUCUUCUUUAGGGAAAUGGUUCGGAAAGGGCUAGAAUCAUCAGUAUUUUGCAUCACAAGUGUGUUACGUGCCUGCUCUGCCACUGCUAGUCUUUCUUGUGGAUGGCAAAUUCACUCGAUGGUGAUUAAGUUAGGAGUUGAUGAUGACAACUCUGUGGAGAAUGCCCUUGUUGCAAUGUAUGCAAAAUGUGGAGUUGUUCGGGUUGCAUUGAAGAUUUUUAAUUCAAUGAGGAAUAGGGGUAUUAUCUCUUGGAAUUCACUAAUCACAAGUUUUUCUCAGCAUGGCAAUGAGGUUGCAGCCAUCCAACUAUUUGGUAUGAUGCAAGAAGAAAUGGUAUGUCCAGAUGAUUACACUUUUGUUGGACUAUUAUCAUCUUGUAGCCGAAUGGGCCUAGUUGCAGAGGGUUGUGAAUACUUCACACAGAUGAAGACUAAGUACAAUCUGGAACCCAAGAUGGAACAUUACACAUGCAUGGUUGAUCUAUUUGCUCGCGCUGGCAGAUUUUCUGAUGCGAUAAAGUUCAUUGAUGCCAUGCCUUGUCAACCAGACCAACUUGUGUGGAAAGCUUUGCUAGCUUCAUGCAGGGUUCAUGGUAAUUUAGAUUUAGGAAGGCUUGCAGCAAAGAAGAUUUUGGAAAUAAGACCAGAGGAUCCUUCACCAUACAUUAUAUUAUCCAGCAUUCAUGCUUCGAUUGAUAUGUGGGAUGAAAAAGCCCGAAAUCGAAAUUUAUUAGACUUCCAACAAUUAAGGAAGGACAUGGGAAGUAGUCAGCUUGAUGCACAAGAAUUUUCAAAUGAUAUAUUUGAUGCAUUACAAGUUGGAGUAACAUAAGAUUGAUGAUACGCGGAUGCUUCCUUGUCUGCAAUGAGCGAACUUGGUAGGUGCAUUGCCAAAUUUUAGGGGACAAAUAGAGAUAAUUCUUGCUCUGAAGGAAUGACUGAAGCCUUGUGACAAUGUCCAAUUUGCAAAUGCCACAAGUUACUACCAGACAAUGCAGUGAAAUUUGAUGAUCUGAGAGCAGGAUGAACAGAGACUGGAGAAUGCUUGGGGAUUAGCAUGUUAGGCAAGAAGAUCCAAACCUUGUAUUAAAUGAUGGACAUCUUCUGCAGCAUAGAAUGAGUGAAAUGGGCUAUCCUCCACUCCAUGUAACCUAGGGUGUUUAUGCGCGUUUUUAAUAAAACCUGUACCUGCAUAUGUUUAAACAUUGUUUUCAUGUCUAUUUAUUGAAGCAUAUUUUUAUGAGUCCAUCCGUCAUUAUGAUUGUUAGAUUAGAUGUCAAUGACGAGGACAAGCCUUCUGGUAUCACGAUACAUAAGAAUAGGGAAAUGAACAAGAAUAUGAGAAGGGAGAACUUCCAGAGAAAAGCAAACCAUUUCCUCAGGGCAUCAUCAUUCAUCAAAUUCUAGAGAGCAGUGUGACAGAGUCCUACUGCUAUCAUUAUUCACCAAUAUACUAUUCCUAUGACUAUGGACUAGCAAGCCCCAGUCUUUGAAGGUCUCAUCCAGGUAGGGGACUGAGAAGCUUGUAGGCUGUGAAAAUUCACUAGCCAAUGAGGCAAUCAUGGUGCCUGAACUGUGCAUGACAUACUCAAGCAGGAAGUACUAAGCCAGUUAACAUGAGCUUAGAGAUGUUAUUAUGCCAUUCUAGAGACUGUCAUGGUAGGCCCAACUGCCAUGGAGGUGAAUAAAACAUAUAGUAUAGCUUAUUUGUACUAUAUAAAUUGAUUGAUGAAGAAUCUGAUUUCUGCAAACUUAGAGCUGACAUAACUUUAUAAAUCUCUUUUGCUUCCUUGUAUUGUGUAGCCUCUUCCUGGAGAUACUGUAGACUGCAAGUCUUUUCACUUUUGUAUGGAGUUGUAAAAUGCAUAUAAGAUUUGUUAGCUCAUUUUUUUAUACCUAUGAGCAUGAAAUUAAUUUUUGAAAAGAACUACAAGAGCAAGAUUAUAGCCUCAAUCUUCAACAAUUAUGCAAGUUUGUUUUCAGAUGAUAUAUAUUUGAUACAUAGCUAUUAGCAAGUUGGAAUAAUGUCUGACUGAUAAUGUUCUGCUGAUGCUUCCGUUUUUGUACCCAGGGAAAUUAAUCUUCAUCAGUUUUAGUUAGAUGUAACAUAAUGGAAUUAAUCGUGUGAAAUCUACCUAUUGCAUGAUGUGUUCAUGAUGAACAUUUAUGUGAGGAGAUAUGGAAAUGAUGGAUUAUGAUUAUCAUCAUUUGCAUGGUGACAGGACAUGUUUGCAGUGUGGUUCUUGCUUCAAAUGCAAGACAAUAUAUAUAGCAUGGUUCUGACAUUGUGGUAAACUGCAUACAGAGUGGUCACUAUUGUCUUCAGUAUAGUCGCUCUCUUUUGCAGUUUAAGCAGACAUUUUCAUGUCUUGAAAAUAUAGAGGUUUGGGCAUUGGUGAAUGCUAAUGCCAUAUGAAGUCUUCAGCAACUUCUGCUUCCGAAAACAAUGGGAGAAGUUCCAGUGGCCUCGUCGAAUCACCUCAAGAGCUGCCAAGAAGAACAGAGUUACUCUGGAAUCCAGGCUUCCGAUGUU